AAGACAAUUAUCCGCCAUGUCCUUCGGGUUUGGUAAACAUCUCAUUAAGCCAUCAGUUACCUUCUUGAAGACCGAAUUAUCCUUUGCCUUUGUGAAUAGAAAACCAGUGGUACCUGGACAUGUGUUGGUUUGUCCACUGCGACCUGCAAAACGUUUUAGGGAUCUGUGGCCUGAAGAAGUUAGUGACCUUUUUACCACUGUACAAAGAGUUUCGAAUGUCGUGGAGACCCACUUUGGUGGCACUUCUUUAACCAUUUCAAUCCAGGAUGGCCCAGAUGCUGGACAGACUGUCAGUCAUGUUCAUGUGCACAUUCUACCCAGGAGACCUGGAGACUUUGAAAGAAAUGAUAAAGUAUAUGAAAUUUUGCAAGAACAUGACAAGGAAGGACAGGACUCUCCAGACAAAUGGAGAACAGAAGACGACAUGGAAAGAGAAGCUGCAUCGCUUAGGAAAUACUUUUAAGUCUUUUCGACAUACUCCUGUACUAAAGUAGUAGAGAAUUGUG
Molecule: messenger RNA, 506 nt
Organism: Nanorana parkeri
Lineage: Eukaryota; Metazoa; Chordata; Amphibia; Anura; Dicroglossidae
Gene: FHIT
Product: fragile histidine triad
Exons: 1
Coding region: 17-463 (148 amino acids)
Biological process (GO): diadenosine triphosphate catabolic process; intrinsic apoptotic signaling pathway by p53 class mediator; purine nucleotide metabolic process
Cellular component (GO): plasma membrane; cytoplasm; nucleus
Molecular function (GO): bis(5'-adenosyl)-triphosphatase activity; ubiquitin protein ligase binding
Source: RefSeq, a predicted model, not a curated record